GGCCGGGGCUCGUGCACUGCGAGCUGCUCCGCCGGUGUGGACUCGUCUCGUCCGAACCUCCUGGUACCAAAGAGACAAAGAAAAGCGGCUCGGGUUUGGGCGGGAGCGGGUUUUACCGGCCAGUCCCGCCGCAUUCUGUCUGUCCAGGCAGCUGUUUUUGUGUUUUUUUAUUUUUAUUUUUUAGGUGAGGCGUGUGAUACCUGGACGGGGCGAGGCGGAUGUUAACCUGGGGACGGAGGCGAGGAGGAAGUGCUCACCCCCCGGACCUCCAGACCUCCAGGACCUCCACCCCCACCACCGGUCCCUCGCUCCUCCUCUCCCCCGCCGACGAGGCUCCCCGGCCGGCUGCAGCCGGAGCAGCGUCCCGGUCUCCCGGAGCUCCAGCAGAACAGAGGGGAACAAGAGACAGAUGAUGGACAAUGACUCCCUGGAUGCUUUGUGAAUGAAUUAUCUCCUCUAAAGACGCAGACAGCGGAUGGUUUUAUAGUAUUUUAUUUCAUUUUGGUGAUUUUUUGGGGGGUUUAGCGUUGGUCAGACGCUGAAAACCCCGCAGGGAGGAUCAGCUCAGGCGCGGCCACAAGGACCAACAAUGCGGAUUAUCUCCCGAUUAUUUGCCUUUGUGUGGAUCGACUGAACAGAAAAAGCAAAACAAAGUUGAGAUAGGACUGUCAGGAGGGAGAAGAGCCUGUUUCCCCCCCCGGAUCACCGUUUUAUCACCCAGGACUGGAGGCUGCGUGUUAACCUCAAGGACAGAUCCACGUGGAAGCGCUUGGUGUGAACACGACGACGAUGGCCAACGACUCUGUCCAAAGCGACCCAGGCGGGCUGUCCGUCCUGGAGCAGCUCGGCUUGGACCAGAACUCCGACUUCUCAGACUCCAGCGUCCAGCAGCUUCUGGACGAGCAGCGCGAACGGAUCCGCAGGGAGAUCCGCAAGGAGCUGAAGAUCAAGGAGGGAGCCGAGAACCUGCGGCGGGCCACGACGGACAAGAGGAACGCUCAGCAGGUGGACAGUCAGCUGCGUUCCUCCAACCGCAGGCUGGACGACCUGCACGCUCAGCUGCAGGAGCUGGACGCCCACAUCGUGGUGAAGGGAGGAGAGGAGAAUAAAGACGACUGUCCUCAGUCCCCCGGGGCGGAGAGCUGCACGUCGGCCCACAGGGAGCGCAUCGCCGCCCUGGAGAGGCAGCUCAACAUCGAGCUGAAGGUCAAGCAGGGAGUGGAGAACAUGAUCCCCGUCUACUCCAAUGGCUCCACCAAGGACAAGAAGAUGCUGCAGACGGCUCAGCAGAUGCUGCAGGACAGCAAGACUAAGAUCGACAUCAUCCGUAUGCAGAUACGGAAGGCUGUUCAAGCCACCGAGCACAACGACGACACGCAGGGUAACCAGGACCUGUGCGGGGUGGAGCUGCGUCUCGAGGAGCUGAGGCAUCACUACCGGGUGGAGCACGCGGUCGCUGAGGGAGCCAAGAACGUCCUGCGGCUCCUCGGGGCCAACAAGGUCCAGGACAAGAAGGCUCUGUCCGAGGCCCAGUCCCGGCUCAGCGAGGCGUCCCAGCGCCUGGACCUGCUCCGGGACGCCCUGGAGCGCCGCCUGGCCGAGCUGCCGGACGAUCACCCCAAAGCCAACCUGAUCCGGGAGGAGCUGGUCCUGGCCUCCAGCUCCCGCCACGGCGCCCCCUACCUGCAGAACCAGUACAGCACCCUGAGCAAGCCCUCCCCCCUCACCGGAACCCUGCAGGUGCAGCUGCUGGGCUGCGUCGGGCUGCUGGAGACGGUACCGGGACGCAGCAAGGGCACGGCGGUCACGCUGCCGAGCUACAGCCCCGGAGACUCCCGCUCCUUCAUGAGGGGCAGCAAGGGCCUGUACGGACGCAGCGGCUCCGUCAGCGGGAAGACGCCCAGCAAGACGGACGAGCUGUCCUCGGAGGUGAGCGCCGUGCUGAAGCUGGACAACGCCCUGGUGGGCCAGACGGCCUGGAGGACGGUGGGAGAGCAGGCCUGGGACCAGACCUUCACCGUGGAGCUGGAGAGGUCCCGGGAGAUGGAGAUCGCCGUGUACUGGAAGGAUUACCGCUCGCUGUGCGCGCUCAAGUACCUGAAGCUGGAGGAAUUCCUGGACAACCAGAAACACCGAGUCCAGCUGGAGCUGGAGCCGCAGGGCCUGCUGCUGGCUGAGGUGACCUUCUUCAACCCCGUCAUCGAGAGAGCCCCCCGCCUCCAGAGGCAGAAAAAAGUCUUUUCUAAGCAGCAAGGAAAGGCGUUCCUGCGCGCUCGCCAGAUGAACGUGGACAUCGGGACGUGGGUGCGGCUGCUGAGGAACGCCAUCCCCACCGUGAACAACUCUGGGACCUACAGUCCCAGCGCUCACAGCCUGAGCCUGAACUCCGGGGAGAUCUCAGUGGAGAAGCUGAGUCUGGACAGCGAUUCUCCCGUAAGAGGAGAUUACAAGAAAGACGGGGACACGAACGCUCCGGACCUCAUGCCCGUCAUCGAGCCCCUCUCCCCCCAAGACCUCACCCCCGAGUCCCCCGCCCGCACCCCACCCGUCAACAGUAAACAGAGGAAAGGUCCCCUCUCCCUCCAGGACUUCAGGCUGAUCGCCGUGUUGGGCAGGGGACACUUUGGGAAGGUGUUGCUGUCGGAGUACAAGAAGACGGGGACGAUGUUCGCCAUCAAAGCCCUGAAGAAAGGAGACAUCAUCACCCGGGACGAGGUGGAAAGCCUGAUGUGUGAGAAGCGAAUCUUCGAGACGGUGAACGUGUCGCACCAUCCGUUCCUGGUGAACCUGUUUGCGUGUUUCCAGACGUCGGAGCACGUGUGCUUCGUGAUGGAGUACACGGCGGGGGGAGACCUGAUGAUGCACAUCCACACGGACGUGUUCACGGAGCCCCGGGCCGUGUUCUACGCCGCCUGUGUGGUUCUGGGACUGCAGUUCCUUCACGACCACAAGAUCGUCUACAGAGACCUGAAGCUGGACAACCUGCUGCUGGACACGGACGGCUACGUGAAGAUCGCCGACUUCGGCCUCUGCAAAGAGGGGAUGGGCUUCGGGGACCGGACCAGCACCUUCUGCGGGACCCCGGAGUUCCUGGCCCCCGAGGUUCUGACGGACACGUCCUACACCCGCGCCGUGGACUGGUGGGGGCUGGGGGUGCUGAUCUACGAGAUGCUGGUGGGAGAGUCCCCGUUCCCGGGCGAUGACGAGGAGGAAGUGUUCGACAGCAUCGUGAACGACGAGGUCCGCUACCCGCGCUUCCUCUCCACCGAGGCCAUCGCCAUCAUGAGACGGCUCCUGCGGAGGAACCCCGAGAGGAGGCUGGGGUCCGGAGAGAAGGAUGCAGAGGAGGUGAAGAAGCAGCCGUUUUUCAGAAACGUGGACUGGGAGCUGCUGCUGCAGAGGAAGGUUCCCCCGCCCUUCGUUCCCUCCAUCCGGGGAAAAGAAGACGUGAGCAACUUUGACGAGGAGUUCACCACCGAGGCCCCGACGCUGACGCCGCCCCGCGAGCCCCGCGUCCUCUCCCGCAAGGACCAGGACAGUUUCCGGGACUUCGACUACGUCUCUGACCUCUGCUAGUGGACCCGGACCUGGACCUGGACCCAACACACACACACACACACACACACACACACACACACACACACACACACACGGACGUUUCUGAAGGUUCUGGCCGUCUCUGCCGGAGCGGACCGACGUCCCCCGUCGCUGUGAAUGAAUGUGGACCCCCCGGGGUCAGGUGGUUCCUAACGAUUGUGGAAAAGCAUUUAGCCGUUAUGUGUCUCAUGUCGUCCCUGGACGGCCGUCAGCCCCCCCCUCAGUCAUGUGACCUGUGAUCAUUACCCUGUUACCCCCCCCUCCUCGGUUUAGUCACCUAGCGCAGUGGCCUCUCGCACCGAUCAAUGCCUUACAUUUUUACUUCCACUCAGAAACAUUUCAGUUUUCAUCCGAGGCCGUCGGAACGCAGCCGGGCGAGAGAAACGAUGUGAAGACGAGUAACGACGAGUAACGAGGAGAAUCGACAGAAAACGACGAGAAACGACGGAAACGUUGAGAAACAA
Cololabis saira (Pacific saury) is the source of this 4061-nucleotide messenger RNA. It is a transcript of the gene pkn1a, whose product is annotated as protein kinase N1a. Gene Ontology annotation, molecular function: protein serine/threonine kinase activity; ATP binding; small GTPase binding. The transcript has 23 exons. The record is from RefSeq and is a predicted model, not a curated record. Gene Ontology annotation, biological process: signal transduction; protein phosphorylation. NCBI's taxonomy places the organism in Eukaryota, Metazoa, Chordata, Actinopteri, Beloniformes, Belonidae. The coding region runs from base 790 to 3576 and encodes 928 amino acids.